CAAUGCGCUCUGCCUGUGCCUCUCCAGCAGCAGCAGUGGAAGAGCGAGCGACGUGCGUAACAUGCAGUGGAGAACGGUGAUCAUCAUCUGCUGUGCGCCGCAUCGUGGACCUCCGUGCGCCUGCAAAAGAGGACAAGACACGAGCCAAAAGACGUCAGAAUAAAAAGAAGAAGCGAUGACGAGCUUCGAGCCGGUGAUUGGGGGUUAAUCGCCCCGCUGCUUUUGGAACCACUUUGACGCACUGAGGACUGACUGAAGCGCGCGUAUCUGCUCCUCUACCCCGUUACCCGCUUUCAGUUCGGACUAUCAAGUUGGAUUUCCAAAACAAGGAUAAGCAGCGAUUUCAGUGUCAGUAUGAGUCAGUUUGUGUGCGUGAGCUGAGUCGGAGAGUGUUCCUCGCCGCUGCCGCACGCCUGCCUCUGUCCGCUGUACAAAGCUCCUAUACGCCAAGAUGCAGCUGCUCCGAGUUGCGUGGGCACUGACCGGAGCAGCGAUCUGCUGCUUCCUCAUUCUUCUCCUCCACUCUCGCCUCCUCAAAGAAGGCCAGCUGGCAGCGGGCACAUGUGAGAUAGUGACACUGGACCGGGACAGCAGCCAGCCCCGGAGGACCAUCGCCAGGCAGACCGCCCGCUGCGCCUGCAAGAAGGGCCAGAUCGCAGGGACCACGAGAGCCAGACCAGCCUGCGUGGACGCCAGCAUCGUUCGGAAGAGGCAGUGGUGUGAGAUGGUGCCGUGUUUGGAGGACGAGGGUUGUGACCUGUUAGUCAAUAAAUCUGGCUGGACUUGUACACAGCCCGGAGGAAGAGUCAAAACCACCACGGCACUAUGACGAGACAAGAGUCCCCCAGGACACUCUUGCACUAUGGACAGCACUGAUGACCCUUUGACAGACAGCCACAAACCUACCACUAGCACCAACCACCAGCACCCACACCCCCACCUGCUUCACCACUGCUCCACCCCAUCCCUGGCACCGCAGGCAGCUCGCAACAACUGCACCAAGGCAAGGUGUCAUAACCAGAGCUGGCGGUGCGAUCUCCAGGGAGUGACUGUUGUUUGAGGGAGCUACCUCCGCCUCUCCUCCACCGGACACUGGACAAACUGUUCCACUUCCACCUGCACCUCGACCCCAUCCUGACCGCUCCAUCUCGCUGUCUGUCGGGGGGUCACCACGCGGCCCCUGCUCCGUUUGUGAACAGAGGACAACCUUUACAUGCCCAACAAAAAACGCCUCACCAAGACAUGUGGUUUCGGACAAAAAGGGAUUCCUAUGAAAUACCUGGAUUGUAUUGAUUGUGGGACCACCUUUUUGAGGCGGGCGCUCUUUGCUGUGAAUAGGCCUUCUGCUGGAGUAAAACCUCCCAUAUUUUUAUAGACCAAAGAGAAAAAUGAACUGAAAUCACCAUCUGACAUAAAACCAUGCAGACAUUUUGGAUAAGACGUUGUGAGAUGCCAGCAGAACUUUAAAAGAAACAUCUUGUUGGAUACUCUUAUGAACCAAUCAAACUGGAGUACUUUUAAACUUUACAGACUUUUUUGUCAGACUAAGCCCACCACUGUAUUUUGAAGACUGAAGAUAUAGAUACUACAUACGUAUAACUGUGUAUCAAAAAAGUUGCAUUUUUAUCAGUAGCGGAGGUGUUUGCGAUGGCUCGUUGGCAGAAAGAAAUCAUAUCAAAGAAUUAUCUUCAGAGAAAGUUUAAAAAUUCUGUUGAGUAGAAAGAGUAAAGAAAUGUCAUUAAAUGUAUUUUGGAAGGCCCUAAAAAGUUAUAUAUUUAACAAUUUUAUAUGUUGUACCUUUGUAGAGAAGCUUAUUGGACUUACAAUGUGAUCACAAUGGCAGUUUUAAGUAGUAGGACGUGAACAAAAGCUGUUGUUCUCACUGAAUCGUAUAGUCCCAACUUUAUUUUUGUUCACAUCUCUGUAGCUGCUUUGAUUUCAUAUUCAUUCAAGUCACUGUCUAUCAAAUCCAUUACUGAAAAAAGGAAAUUUAUUGAGGACUGGUAUGCAGCCAACUGAACAUUGUAAAUCUAUGGUAGUCAGUGGAAGCCAUUGAAAACUGCUAAUUUGCUAUGAUAUUGUAUUGUACACGGUGUGGAAUACUGACUCAUUCUCUCUCUAUGGGUUUUGAUCUCUUUAAUUUAUUAUUUUUGUGCUUUUGGUGUUGGUUUGCACAAAUGCGGACAGGCAAAUCUACCAAGGAUGCAGAGAUUAGAGACGGGAAGUCGACAGAUGCAGAAUACAUUGCUUAAAUAUCAGAGACAUUUACAUUUUUAUCAUGGAAUAUUUUAAGAAUAAAUUAAAUACAUGAAAAAAUACCCUUUGAAAACUCAGAUGGUCUUAGUUUUCAAAUGUUUUGAGAGAUUUUAAUUCAGAAAAGACAACUAUGAGAAUAUAAACUGCAGUAUCUGUCAAAGUUUUAACAAAAAUAUGUUUUUUCCAAUAUAUGUGGCACGACAUCUAAGCAAUGCAAUGGAUGAAUGAAUGAUCAGAGUUAUUUAUUUCUAUCAUGACACAUUUUAGAAUUAAUUAACAAUAAA
Boleophthalmus pectinirostris (great blue-spotted mudskipper) is the source of this 2540-nucleotide messenger RNA. It is a transcript of the gene tafa5a, whose product is annotated as TAFA chemokine like family member 5a. Lineage: Eukaryota; Metazoa; Chordata; Actinopteri; Gobiiformes; Gobiidae. The record is from RefSeq and is a predicted model, not a curated record. The coding region runs from base 452 to 829 and encodes 125 amino acids. Gene Ontology annotation, molecular function: G protein-coupled receptor binding; receptor ligand activity. The transcript is spliced from 5 exons. Gene Ontology annotation, biological process: G protein-coupled receptor signaling pathway.